AAAACAACGCACGUCAAAGCGGACCGCAACUUCCUGAGCUCUCUGUUUCUUUCCCAAUAGUAGUAGUGCUUCAUUAUGGACACCAAGGUUGGAUCGGUGGACGUGGCGGCGGAGGCGACGGCCAACGGCUUGGUCGGUUUACCGCCGGCCAAACCUUGCCAUCCGAUCAUACCGGUGGCCCCAGCCUCCGGGCUGGGGGAGGCCACCCUCGGCCGCCACCUGGCCCGCCGCCUUGUCCAGGUCGGCGUCAACGACGUCUUCUCCGUACCCGGCGACUUCAAUCUCACCCUCCUCGACCACCUCCUCGCCGAGCCCGGCCUCCGCCUCGUCGGGUGCUGCAACGAGCUCAACGCCGGCUACGCCGCCGACGGCUAUGCCCGUGCCCGCGGCGUCGGCGCCUGCGUCGUUACCUUCACCGUCGGCGGCCUCAGCGUCCUCAACGCUAUCGCCGGCGCCUACAGCGAGAAUCUCCCGGUCAUCUGCAUCGUCGGCGGCCCCAACUCCAACGACUACGGCACCAACCGGAUCCUCCACCACACCAUCGGCCUCUCCGACUUCACCCAGGAGCUCCGCUGCUUCCAGACCGUCACCUGCUUCCAGUCGGUGGUGAAUAACCUCGAGGACGCCCACGAGCUCAUCGACACCGCCAUCUCCACUGCUCUCAAGGAGAGCAAGCCAGUCUACAUCAGCAUUAGCUGCAAUCUCCCCGCCAUCCCUCACCCCACCUUCAGCCGAGAGCCCGUCCCCUUUUUCCUCUCCCCCAAAUUGAGCAACCAGAUGGGUCUGGAGGCGGCGGUGGAGGCGACGGCGGAGUUCUUGAACAAGGCCGUGAAGCCGGUCUUGGUGGGCGGCCCCAAAAUCCGGGUGGCUAAGGCCGGCCAGGCCUUCGUGGAGCUGGCCGAUGCUUGUGGGUACCCAGUGGCCGUGAUGCCCUCGGCCAAGGGCCUCGUACCGGAGCACCACCCGAGCUUCAUCGGCACCUACUGGGGCGCCGUCAGCACCGCCUUCUGCGCCGAGAUUGUGGAGUCCGCGGACGCCUACCUCUUCGCGGGCCCCAUCUUCAACGACUACAGUUCCGUCGGGUAUUCGCUCCUAAUUAAGAAGGAGAAGGCCAUCAUCGUGCAGCCCGAGCGGGUGGUGAUCGCCAACGGCCCGACCUUCGGAUGCAUUCUGAUGAAGGACUUUCUUCGAGCACUCGGCGAGCGGCUCAAGAGGAAUACUACUGCUUACGAGAACUACCGCCGGAUCUUUGUGCCCGAUGGGCAGCCUCCAGAAUGCAAGCCCAAGGAGCCUUUGAGGGUGAAUAUUCUCUUCAAGCACAUCCAGAAGAUGCUGUCGGGCAAUACCGCCGUGAUCGCCGAGACCGGGGACUCAUGGUUUAAUUGCCAGAAGCUCAAAUUGCCAGAGGGCUGUGGAUAUGAGUUCCAAAUGCAGUAUGGAUCCAUUGGUUGGUCGGUGGGGGCCACUCUGGGGUAUGCCCAGGCUGCAAGGGGGAAGCGUGUUAUCGCCUGCAUUGGUGAUGGGAGCUUUCAGGUGACGGCGCAGGACGUGUCGACGAUGCUGCGUUGUGGGCAGAACAGCAUCAUCUUCCUCGUUAACAAUGGGGGUUAUACCAUUGAGGUGGAAAUCCAUGAUGGCCCUUACAAUGUCAUCAAGAACUGGAACUACACUGCCUUCAUGGACGCGAUCCACAAUGGCGAGGGCAAAUGCUGGACUUCAAAGGUUCGCUGUGAAGAGGAGCUCAAGGAGGCGAUUGAUACAGCAAUGGGGCCAAAGAAAGACUGCUUCUGUUUCAUUGAAGUCAUCGUGCACAAGGAUGAUACGAGCAAGGAGCUCCUUGAGUGGGGGUCAAGGGUUUCAGCGGCCAACAGCAGGCCACCCAAUCCCCAGUAAUCUCUUUUUAGAAGUCGAAUUAUCUGAACUGGAGUCCGUAGCUUCUUUCUUUCGUAAUGCUCUGCCGGUUGCCGAGAUAGACCUCUUGUUAUUUGCCCGCCCAUAAAUUCGUGUCCUUAUUACCUUAAAUCAACUGAAUGAAAGCCUCUUCUUUUUCCCUUGGUUCU
Messenger RNA from Phoenix dactylifera (date palm), 2060 nucleotides. Its product is annotated as pyruvate decarboxylase 1. The record is from RefSeq and is a predicted model, not a curated record. NCBI's taxonomy places the organism in Eukaryota, Viridiplantae, Streptophyta, Magnoliopsida, Arecales, Arecaceae. Gene Ontology annotation, cellular component: cytosol. Gene Ontology annotation, molecular function: magnesium ion binding; thiamine pyrophosphate binding; pyruvate decarboxylase activity.